AUGUCAAAUUUAACUUUCUCAGGAAUGAGAACUCUUAAAGCAAGAGUUGAUGAAGAAGAUCAAAAUAAAAAGAGACAUCCCUUUGAUCUUCAAAAAUAUUAAUAAAUUUUAGAAUAAAUCUCUACUACACAUCAAUUUGAUAUGGAUCUUGAAAAUAGACUCAAUUAAUUGGAUUAAACUGAACAAUCUAGACCAACUCUUGAUAAGAGUUCAUUUCUCAAUAAAUAAUAUGCAAAAUACAUUGAAAAAGGAUCAGAUUUAUAAUUGUCCAAAGUUGAUUGCAUAGAUCCAGAAGAUGAUGUGUGUACUCAUAAAUAAACCAAGUCAUUAUUAAGCAUAAUAAAGGGAAGACCUGUUAAGUUUACAGAGUUCUAUAAAAUAUUAUUACAAGAAUAUUCAAUUGAAUUUCAAAAUGCAGAGCAAAAAUUAUAAUUUAAAGAAAAUUUAAAAAAUAAAAUUGUUACAAUUGAUCCAAAUAUUGUCUCAUUAAAUGCUCUUCAAUUAUGUACUAGAGAUAAAGGAAUCAAGGGCUUAAUUGAGGAAAUAGCAGAAGAAACAUAUCAAGAUAUCAAUAGAAAGGAAAAAUAGAAGAUCAAUAAUGAAAUUGUAGAUGAAUUGGAAAAUGUUAAAUAAUUAUUAGAGAAAAAAUAAGUUAUGCAAAUAAAAAAAGAAAAAGAAUUAGUAGAAUAUGAAUAUUCAUUAUAAAAAUUUAAAUCUGAAAUGUCUAACAGUAUUUAAUAGGUUUAUGAUAUUUUAUGUAAAAUGAUGGAAGAACAAUAUUAAUAAAAAUUGAGUAAUUUAAAUAAAAAGUUUAAUAAUUUAGAACAUCAAUUAAAAUCUAAAGUUAAACUAAUUGAACUUAAAGGAUCAUCAAUAUAAAAAAAUAAUUCAACUUAUAGUUAAGAAAUUUAAAGAUUAAAAUAGAGAAAUACUUUAUUAGAAAAAUAAGUAGAAUCUCAAAAAGUUAGAAUAUUAGAAUUAGAAAAGAAGUUAUCUCUUGAAAAAGAUAAUACAAUUUAAUUGUAAAAAAAGUUAGAAAAAAUAAAUUAAAAAUUAUUGGAAUAAAAAGAAUAAAUUAAGGAAUAAAUAUAUCAUACAGAAUAAAAUGAAUCUUAAUAAACUUUAAAAUAAUAAUCGCAAUAAUAACUACUAGAACAACCUAAAUAAUAAUAAUAAGUAUUAUAAGAUUAACCUAAAAAAAAUACUAAUAACUAAGAUAUUUAAACAAAAUAAAUUAAAUUAUUUUAAAGUGUUUUUGAACAAAUAUUUUUUGGAUUAGACCAAUUACAAAUAUAAUUAGGUAUAGAUAUUAACAAAUGGAAUCAAGAACUAUUGCCAUGUUGUUUAUAAGAUAAUUUAAUUGACUUGCUUGGAAAUUUAAUGCAAAUAGUAAUUAAUAAACAAGGAUUUUCAUAAAUUUAUAAAUUGUUAUUAUAACUCUCUUCAUUUUAUUUCAAAAAUACUUGUUCAUCAAUUAAUUGCUAAUAAAUCGAAGAAUUCAUAAAAAAUUAAAAAAAAUAGUAAAAUUGCAAAUAUUAUAUUGGGAUUCAUGAUUCAAAAAAUAGAGAAUUCAUAUUGUAAUUAAAAGCAUUAUUGGAAAAAAAAAAAAAAAAUAAUACUUAAGUGGCAUUUAUUUUAAUGUUUUAUGAUAGGGAUAUAUCAAUAUCAAUAAAAUAUCUUUCUUAAGAAAUUGUAUUUAUAUAAUUUAUUUUAGUGUAAUGAGGAAGUUCAAAAAUUCAUUUUAGAUAAUGGAUUAUUAGAUGUUUUUGUGAUAAAAAUGAUUGAUGAUAGAAAUAUGGUACAAAUAUUAUUAGAAAUAAUUGCUUAAGGUUAAUUUUAGAAUUAGUUUUUAUAAUAAUUAACUAAACAUUUUGAAAUUUUAUUAACAUUGUUAAAUAGUUAAGAUUUAGAAUUUUGUGAGUAGCUAUCAAUAGUUUUGCAAAGAGUUUAAUAUUAUAACAAAUAAACUAUUAACAAUAAUUUUAGAGGAUUAAUUGAAAAGAAAAUGA
Molecule: messenger RNA, 2009 nt
Organism: Paramecium pentaurelia
Lineage: Eukaryota; Ciliophora; Oligohymenophorea; Peniculida; Parameciidae
Source: the annotation of a GenBank genome assembly